GCGGUGGCACAGCUCUGGGGUGGCCAUGCUGGAUCCCCAGGCGCUCCCCAGCCCCAGCGCGGCUCUGCCAGGCAGAGCAGAGCGGCUGCACGUGGAGGCCACUCACGCCGUCACCGGGAAUCCCACGCUGCCUCCUUUCCCCCCUGAGAUGCAGAUGGCGAUUUUUGGCAUGGGUUGCUUCUGGGGAGUGGAGCGGCUCUUCUGGGAGAUGCCGGGGGUCUUCUCUACCCAGGUGGGAUAUGCGGGGGGCUUCACCCCCAAUCCCACCUAUGAGGAAGUGCGCUCAGGGCAGACAGGGCACGCUGAGGUGGUGCGGGUGGUGUUCAACCCCAACAAGAUCAGCUACGAGGAACUGCUGAAGGCUUUCUGGGAGAACCACGACCCCACACAGGGUAUGGGAGAGGGA
Molecule: messenger RNA, 406 nt
Organism: Centrocercus urophasianus (Greater sage-grouse)
Lineage: Eukaryota; Metazoa; Chordata; Aves; Galliformes; Phasianidae
Product: mitochondrial peptide methionine sulfoxide reductase-like
Exons: 4
Biological process (GO): cellular response to oxidative stress
Cellular component (GO): cytoplasm
Molecular function (GO): peptide-methionine (S)-S-oxide reductase activity
Source: RefSeq, a predicted model, not a curated record